GUACACUCGCAGUCUAGCUGAAAGGAAGGGCACUCCGCGAGGACGUGAAGUGCGCGGAGGUGCACUUCUAGUGGAUGCGGGAUGGUACCUUGAGGCUCUCCGCCUUAUCUAUAGUCUUCAGGCAGAGAGAUGCAUCAGUUUAACCCUUUGCUAUGCUCUCCAGAGUUACACAUAUUUUCAAAUAAAUUCAAAGUGAUAUUUAGUAAAUAAGUUGAUGAAAUGUGUAGCGAAGCAACAGCUAUUUUGGGGACCUGUGUUUGACAAUAAUUAUACGGAUUUAUUUUUCUUAAUUUGCUUCAACUUCGAUGGCUUCAUUAUUUGCACACCUGCAUGCUGACAAGCAGGAAUGUGAGGUAGCCUAUGUCCCGUCUGCGGCUCUCACAUCACACGGAGUAACCGAGCAUCGGUUGGAUUCGCAGCGCUGGAAAUAACUUUAGAUAUUUAAAUUAUUGGGAUUGCUUAGUCACCUGGGUUUCUUACCUGUCAUAUGCCACCAACAACGGAAAUUCAACAGCAAAAUGAAUAUGGCAUAAACUAUUUCUGGAGACGCCAGUCACAGAUAUCGCCAGCGACUUGGAUAGGGUGGAUGAGAAUUUACCAAACGGACCAAUCCUAUGCAUACCGUGCUUGUUUACUCGCUACGCUGUAUAGUGUCUUCGAGAAGAGCGCAGGAGGAAUGCUGGUCCAAGAUUUAAUACCAUUUCUUUUAAGUUUUUGGCCUUUUCUUUUCGGUCAUUGCAUUUUCUCGUUGGUUUUACUCUCAUGCCAGGGUGAACAGCAGAGGUCAUGCUCACAGACUGUAGCUGGGAAAGUGAGCGACCACUGCCAGCUGGCAUGCCAGUGUAGAAGCUACCCUCCACUUCCCCCACCGCCUCCUCCCCCACCUCCCCCACGGCUACUGUUGGCCACAGUGGUUGAGUCCCCUCUACCCCAGUUGAGGCCGUGGUGGAUGGACGUAAUAGUGCUGGGGACAGUGGGCUGCGCCUUGGCUGUUUUCCUCCUUUCAGCCAUCAUCAUCUGCUACAAGGCCAUAAAAAGGAAACCACUACGGAAAGAGGAGAACGGGACUAGUCGUGGAGAGUAUGCCAUGAGUGCACGCAACAAGAAGGCCAUGGGCCCCAACAACACUGUGGUGUAGUCCAGUGGUUCCCAACCUGUUUAGGUUCACAGUACCACCAACUGAAUUUUGCUCUGCUUGCAGUACCCCCAGAAAUACCCCAUGUACAUUGACCAGUGAGCCUAUGCUCUCAUGAGUCUUCUCAAGUACCCCCUGUAGAUAGACCAAGUACCCCCGGGGGUCCUAGCAUCCCUUGUUGGGAACCACUGGUGUAGACUACUGACCAGAAGAGGAAGUGGCAUCACCACGACCCACCAUCGACCCUAGUCAAAAUACUACAACCCCUCUUACCUAGAAAGCAAAAGGGGUUCUGUUUAAGGCCUUUCCUUCUCUCUUAGCAUGUUGCCUGGAUGAAAGUAAAAUCCAAAUAAAGGAAAAUAGCAAAAACCAUAUAGAGAGAAAUACAAAUGUGAAAAUGGAUUUAAAAACCUAGUAAAGAAGUGAAUUGAGAACUUCAUCAGACUGAAGAACAUCAUGCUGUCAACUACGCUGCCAAUCUACAUCGCUCCACACUUUUGCUGGUUACAAACAACUGCAAUGUAGAAACAGACAUUGAAGCUCUCCAAUGGGAUAGGAGGUUGAACAAGAUCAUGAAGAAAAUGUGCAUGCAGUUUUUAUGAAUUUAAAAACUCUUUUUUUUCAUCUAUUCUUCUCUGACCCUUUUUAUUUUUUUAUUUUUUAAAGCAAAUUUUAUAUACCACUGGCACAGUUGCAGGUGCUUGCUGUGGUUUAGGAUGUAUAGUUCUCAUCUGACUAUGCAAUUACAAAAUAUAUACAGGUCAUACCUAGUAGGAAUUGAAACAAGCGGGUCAAGUCAGUCCCUAUGUUCCAUAAAACAACACAACUUGAGAACCGAGAAUGAGGGCAACUUCAUCUGCCUAUCUUAUUUGUCGUUCAUUUAUUUCUUCAUGUAUAUUGUCUGCUUGUGUAUUUAAUUCUUGAUUUAUUCCGUUGAUUUAAUUAUUUGCAAUGUUUUUUUAAUUUAUUAUUAUUUGAUAUGUUUUGCUUUUACCUUUUUUGAUAUCAGUUGUGGAUCUCUUGCUGUUUGAUAUGCCUUUCUCUGUUCCCCUGCAACUUCAAAGAAUAAGAGGGGGAUUUCUGUGAUGUGAGUUUGUGAAUGUGUUUUCUGACCAUGCUCUUAGCAGCUUAUACUGUAAGUACCCCUUUAUCACAGGUGAAUGCCCCUGACAUGAUUAAAAGUAAGUAUUAUAUUUUGUUUUGUCACAUCAGUGGUUAGACAGCCAGGGAAGCUGUGGGGGGGGACAGUGGGAAGCCCUUUGCCAUGUUCUGAUGGGAUUUUACAGUAUUAAUUGUUCCACCUCCCAGCCAGGGGAGAACCCAUCACUAUAGAAACAGUGCACAUGAGCCCAGGGCUGACGUGCUGAUUGGUGGAGGGCAGGAUUCUAAACAGAGGCUAAUCCGGAUAUCAAGUUGCAGAGGAUGGCUUCAAAAGGACAUGUGACUCAGUGCACUCACAGGCACCCUCAACAUCCUUCUGCUACAAACUGUACACUGUUGAUUUUAAGCAUCAAUCAAUUAUUUAGCUGCUUUUUGGGUGCCGUUUAUCUGUAAAUACAAGUGUGUGAGUGUGUGCGUGCGUGCGUGUGAGAGAACACAAUAGAUGUACGGCUGGCAGGAUCUCUGAAAUGUUCCAUUACUGUUGGAUCUUGUAAACAGACCUUGCAUUGUGACAUGCUUAGGUAUAACCAUAUACCCUAUAAUGUACCAGAUACUGAUGACACGUCACUUAUACUGUACAUUAUCAGGGAAAUGAUCAUGGAUGCAUGAAUGUAAAUAUUGAUAUUUAAAAAUAUCUGCCUUCUGGACUGUUAAUUACAUGUACAGUGUAACAGAAAAUGUUUAUACAUAGUAGAAAUUAAAAAAAUGUGCUACCAAUUAGAAUUAAAUCAAUGUCAUGUUUAUGGAGCAAGCCA
Messenger RNA from Esox lucius (northern pike), 3051 nucleotides. Its product is annotated as proline-rich membrane anchor 1. The coding region runs from base 488 to 1138 and encodes 216 amino acids. The record is from RefSeq and is a predicted model, not a curated record. NCBI's taxonomy places the organism in Eukaryota, Metazoa, Chordata, Actinopteri, Esociformes, Esocidae. The transcript has 4 exons.